UUAAAACCAAUUUCAAGAUUACUGGCUCAUGAUAUAACCAACUUACUAGGUAAACAUGAAUUAGUAGAAUUGUCAGAUGAUGGUUUAAUUGUAUUAGUUUUCAAAAAUUAUUAUGCUUCGGAUAGUUUAGUUAUAUAUGACACGAAAGAAAGGCAACAAAUUUUAAUCUUGGGUGAUACCGAAACUAAAGAAAGGCAACACACAAAAAUUCCACAUUACAUAUGUGAACCAUAUAUAACUGAUAUUCAUUGUUCUUUUCUUUACAAUGGAAACUUUAUACUCUUAUACAAGACUUCUUUUGGUUUAUAUAAAAAUGGAUGGAUGUUAGUUACUAAAAGAGGAGAUAAUGGCACAUUUUAUUUUUUGUGGAAUAUGGAGACUGCGACGUUUAAAUUUGAAAUAUUUGGAAAACAUGAAGGACUGGAAAUGGAAAAUUGUAAAAUUAAUAAAUAUAAGAAUGUAUUAGCUAUAUGGAAUAAUGGUUUAGAAGCUUUUUCAACUCAAACUGGCAUUAUGAUUUCAAAUAAUAAAGAAAAUUAUCAAGAUGAAAAUAAUAAAAAUUGGCAUAUUAAUUUUGUAUGCCUGGAUGAGCGUUUUGGUGAACGUUUAUUAGUUACAAAUUUUGAGGAUCAAUCUAAAAUAGUUGCUCAUCUACUAGAUCCAUACUCGCUCAAAUUGGACAAUCCGGUUGACAUUCAUUUUUUAGAUGAUGAAUUUAAUGCCAAAAUAAUACGUGUAUAUAGUGACAAGAUCAUCAGAGUUGUCACCAAUCAGGUUCAAAUCCAUGAAAUUUUUCAGAGUGAACUUGUUGAACGUCUACGAAAUGAUCUUAAGGAUCAAAGCAAUAUUCAUUCUCAAAGUAUUAUAGAGGACAUAUUAGAAAAAAUAAAUAAUGUUGAUAACAAUCAUAACCUUGAUGAUGAAGUAAUCGAACUAAUAGGACAUCAAAAUUCAUGGAAAUACUAUAAAUAUUCUGAUCAACUAUUGAUGUUUCGAAACAAUGAUAUCUCUCAACCAGUUUUAAAAUCAAAUCUGAAAAAAACAGAUUUUAUCGAUCUUAAGAUUUGCGCUUUUAUAUUAUUGUCUAAUGAUGAUUUAAUCGUGAUAUGUGAUCACUAUCAUAACUAUAAUUAUUAUCAAAAUUUAUCAUUUGUUGUGACUGCUAAAGAUGGAAAAUUGCAAAUGAGAUACUUUUUUUCCAAUGAUAAUUUGAAAUUGGAUAAGAAAAAUGAUGCAUCAGAAAACAUUCUUGAAACCAUAUUUUCCGACAAGUAUUUUAGUUGCAUCUUUAAUUUCGAUCGCUAUAGAUUUUUUGCUCUUUUAAAAGAGGCAAUCACGCACCGUAAGAAUGAAAUUGUUGAUAUGGUUUUUAAGCAGUAUAUAAAAUUAAUCAAAGAUGAUACUUCUUUUUUUUUAUUACACUCUCAAGCUUUUUUAAAAGCAGCGAUCACGUACAACAAGAGUGAAGUUGUUGAUAUAAUUUUUAAGCAAUGCAUGAAAUUAAUCAAGGAUGAUCCAGCUAAUAUUAAUAUCCUCAAAAUAAUCUCAUCUCUUUUACCUGAACUUUAUGAGAAUUAUCCAGCAUAUAUUAGUAGAUUUUUAUCACAAACAUCCUUAUUAUUGAGCCCCAAUCAAUUUAAUGAACCGAUGUAUGAAACAAGCUAUCUGUUUCCACAUACUGCUGAACUUCAUAUAUUCGAACAUACACCAAUUUCAAAAACUUACUUUUUCUUACAUUACUACU
Molecule: messenger RNA, 1744 nt
Organism: Dentiscutata erythropus
Lineage: Eukaryota; Fungi; Glomeromycota; Glomeromycetes; Diversisporales; Gigasporaceae
Source: the annotation of a GenBank genome assembly